Messenger RNA from Durusdinium trenchii, 582 nucleotides. Lineage: Eukaryota; Dinophyceae; Suessiales; Symbiodiniaceae. The record is from the annotation of a GenBank genome assembly.
AUGAUCCAGAGGAACAGCUAUGAAAGCACCAGCUGUGGCGGCCAAGUGGUGCGCACCGAGUAUAUGGACACCAGCUGCAACCAAAACAGGGACGGAACCUAUGGGAAGUUUACCUGUAUCGGCGACGUUGUGACCUUCCAAGCCUACAACGACUCGGCUUGCACCACUACGUUAAGCUCAAACUCCUCGACUCCUCUCUCCACCUGCAGCGAGAACAACGACAAAUAUGUGGUGAGCAUCAACUUCUACUCGACUGGAUGCACUUCGGACGCCCUUCAGGGCACCUACACGCUGCCCUUGGGCUGCCGAGCCACCGGAGGCAUGGAGAAUGGACAGGUGAGAACUAUGUCACAGAAAGUGGAAAUGAGUGGUGCCAAUUUGGUCAGCAAGACUUAUAGCACCAGUCUCGACUGCACUGGCACCUCUGUUGAUGUCCAGCUUCCCUGUGGCUCCACUUGUGUGAAUGGCUCCACCAGCGCAGCGCUUCCAGAUGGAUACUUUGCCUAUACCGGCUCUUGUUCAGAUGCUUGGCACCUGGAAGACAUUAAUUUAUUGUAUAGAUAUUGCAUCAUAUUACUAUAA